UAGUAGUAACAUAGAUAGCUAGGUACACUCCUCGUUCGUUAGCACAUGUAUAAAAAAACUCAUUUUGGAAACAAAAUGGACGGUGUUUAAAUGGCGUUUGUCGUAUUUGUUAGUGAUGUGAGAUAUUAUGCUUAUUUGGGCAUUGAAUCUCAGUAAUACGGUAGACGAAAAAGGAAAAUUGUCUCUACCGUCGUAAUAUAGUCUGAACCGUGACUGUCUUUCAUUGAUAAUUUUAUGGACCUACAUUUUUGGAGUAUGGUAUCCAUUUUGUGAACAACUUGUUGUGUGGCGUUUAUAAGUAAAAUGGACAUACCACAAUUUAAUUGGAUUCUUCUUGAUGGAAAAAUAAUCAUAAUUCACUCGUAAUAGAGUGAUGGACUCAUAUAAUUUAUUUGAUGAUGGAAGCGGUAUGUUGGAAGGACUUACUGAUCUUGGUGGAUCAGACAGCUUUGCUGGCAGCACAUCAUCUGGAGUAACUGGAGAUAAUAAAGAUACUCCAGAUAAUAGUUACAGACAACCUUACAGUCAAAGUAGUGUACCACAAGAAGGAUCAAUUCAGAAACUGGCUUCGUUUGGAGGACCUUCUGCUGGGAUAAAUAGCAGUUCUCAACCAGUGCCGAACCCAGGUGCUGGUCCUCCUGCACCUGAAUACCACGACUAUGGGAAUUACCCGCCGCGCCCACGCUUGCCUCAGCCGCCACAUGCUCCACUACAUCCAUCACAUCAUGUGCAUCCUUCACAUUCAUACCCAGGAUAUCAUCCUGGCCCUGAUCCAAUGUAUGCCAUGCCAGAACAACCAGGAAUUGGGGAAAUGGGUGUGUGGUCUGGGCCUCCAGGAGCAAACAGAUACUCUCCCAUUACACCAAGCUAUAGACAUAGCUAUGAACACCAGCAGAAAAUGCACCAAUAUCCUCCGCAACAGGGAUCUGGAAUAGGCAGUUUACAAGCACAGAAUGGGGCGUACAUACCAAGACAACCUCAUUUUUCCCAGCCAACUUCACAACAAUUAUAUGGACAACAGCAGAACUAUCCAAAUUACACACAAAUGCAUCCACCAACUGCAUCAAGAAUAAGUCAACAUCCAACAUACCACCAGCAAAUGGACGUAAAUCCACAUCAGUAUGGUAUACCACACGGUCAACAAAGCCAUGCACCAAUCCCACAACAUCAGUCUCACCAAAACAUGGCAGGUCAUACUGGUGGCAUGAGUGCAGGAAUUCAAAGCCACCCUAAUGUGCAUCUCCAUCAUCCAGGAGCUCCACCACUACACCAUGUCCCUCGCCAGUCUCCGGUGCCACCGUCGUCAGUGGCGCCUUCGCAUUCAGUACCCACGCAAAUGCCCUAUGCGUCACCUCAUCAUUCUGUGUCAAUGAACUAUCAAUCUCAUCAAAUUCAACAUCCUUUAGAUGUGAAUGUGACUAACCAGUAUGGUUCAGUAAAACCAACAGGAAUUGAAACAGGGAGCCCGCAGUAUCGCCCUCCUUUUCCACAGCUCUCCCCACAAAUGUCGCCCAGGGCUCAAAUAUCACCACGACAGCAAACUCAAUCUCAAUUAUCGCCGCGUCCGGUCAUGUCACCGGUUAAAGGCCCUAGCGCAUCACCACAUGGAACACGCAAUUUGGUACAGUCACCCGUGUCUGCUGGACCACCGCCUCCUGCUCCUGGACCAUUUGCUUCACAAAAUACACUUCAGGCUCUAGAACAAAUGGUUUUACCAGCAGGUACAGAGUACCCUUAUCAACGCAAUCCUGCAUCGCCAGCUGUAUCGCAUGUGGUGUCAUCGCCAUCUCAGUGGAAUCAAAAUAAAUUGGCACCUACAAGUAACGUAACUCAAAUCGAGAAUAGUGAACAACCUGUAAAACCUACAGAAUCUUCAACAACAUUACCAGCACAUAAACCUGAAUUGGUGAAAAAUAUUUCUAAUUCUGUAUCAAAUACUGAACCAAAACCAAAGCAUUUGGAAAAAUCAGAAACGGAGAAUGACAGACCUUCCGAGAAUAUAAUGACACCACGAAACUUUGUACAACCAACUAAUAUCAAUAAUACUCUUAAAGACAAUUUAACAGCACCAAAUUGUAAUAAUUCCUCGACUCCAUCGGGUGGAUCCAAUAUGUCGGUCCCUAUAGAAACUGCUGAAACCUCUGAAAAGAUACCAGCUCAGCCCACUGAACAUGAAAUGGAUAAUUUACCACCAAAGGAAGAUGAAAACGGCACAACUAAUGUACUCAAAACCUUUACCAGUGAACAGAAAAUGGAGUCUCAACAAAAAGUAGUCGAAAAUACUAAUCCACCAGAAAAUACGAGCGCUCUGAACGUGCAGCCCCCGUCAUCACAGGCAACUCCAAAUAAGGGCGUCAGUGAUCAUGCUCAAAUAAGAGCACCUCAACAAAUGCAUGUACCAUCUUCUUUAAAUAAUGGUAAUACAAGUCAGUAUGAUAAUAUAUCAAGCAUGAAUGUGAAUAGGACGCCAGGUUACCCAACAGGACCCAUUCAGAAUGUGACAGCAAAUCUGCCUAACAUACCUCAAGGGUUACAGCCAAAUGUCGCUACUAGUAUUCCACCAGCAGUACACACUAGUGCUGCACAUAAUGUAUCUUCUACAUUUCAAUCAAGUUCUACUUCCGUCACCCAAGCAGUUCCUAAUAUGCCCACAAACUUACCAUCAAAUCAUACAAUGCAACAUCCAAAUUUGACGAAUACUGUUACAUCCAGUAUUCCAGCUCAUAAUCAGCAAAGUAAUUUACCACCUAUUUCGGCACCAAUACAAGGAAACAUGCAGCCUAGUAUGCCUAACAUACCCAGUAAUAUGCAAUCAAAUGUCCCACCCAUAAUUUCUAAUGUGCCCGUGGGAUUGCCUAUGAAUGUCCCAAAUAUGCACACACCUUUACCACCAAACCCACCUAGCAUUAUUUCAAAUAUUCCCCAUAAUAUGAAUCCUAACAUGUUAAUGAUGGGACCUAAUCCAAUUCCACAUCCCAAUAUGCCUAACAUGUAUCCAGCAACUCAUCAACAAGAAAGGAUGACUUUGCAGCAACAAAUUCAAGAUAUAUAUUGUUUACCACCUUCAAAUGAAAACCAAGAAAAAGUAAGAUGUUUACAAGAACGACUGGCCUUACUUCAACAACAUGAAUCAAAUGAUAAGUGCAAUGGAGGGCCAAAUUGUACGAUUCAAAAUCCAGUGUAUGGAACAAAGAUGGUAGAAAGUCCUCAAGUUACAAGUACAACAGGGCGCGGACGUGGAAAAGGACCAGCUAAACCUAGAAAGCCUAGAGCUAAAAAGGAAAAGUUCAUGUCAGCAGUACAAGCUUUAGAUCAAUUACCAGUAUCUGAAGACUGUGUUACAGCUGGAACUGGAUUACAAAGUAAUUCAGAACUCGACUUAGAAUUAAAUGAAGAUAUUACUAACCUAGAUAGUAGUGCUAUUUCUAUUGAUGAUUUAAACACUGGUAAAAUUAGAAAGCAAAGGGGGCCGCGAAAGAAUAAAGAGCGAAAGCCUCGUACUCCUAAAGAGCCUAAAGCUAAAGAAUUGGGUGAUAAACCAGUUAAAGAACGUAAAAAACGUGAACCUAAGGAUCCUAACGCCCCUAAGAGAAAAAGAAAUUCUAAAAAGUACGCCGUUGAAGUACAAGCGGAUACUACGACUUCAUAUGACUUACUAGAAAAUGAUAAUAAAGACACAAAAUCGAAUGAAUUAGGUUCGAGUCAAAAUACAUCCAUGAGUGAGAGCCCCAGUGUAGCAAAAGCUAUGCCUGAUUUAUCAUUAGAUGAAUCUAAUGUAACUGAUUUUGACGAUAUACCUGUUUCUAAAAUAGCUAUCAAAGAUUUAUUAGAAGAAGCAGAAGCAAAACGAGAGCAAGGAGAAAAAGAUGACGACUUGGAUUCAAUAUUUUCUAAAAGAAAGUCGUCUAAGAAACGAGCCUCAGCUGGCGGAAGUUGCAAAAAAAUAUCUAUCCGUAAAUCCCUAGGCGGUGGUAGAAGGAAAAAACGAGGGGGAAUAGUUCCCGAUUCUGAUGGUGAACCAGAUGAUAUGAUGUCUACUCCUCCUCCAUCGCCACCUCCUGAAGGGGACGAUAGUCUUAAAAGAAGAUCUGCUAGAAACACGCAACGAAAAAAAUACACCGAUGACGUUAUGUUACGUUUGUCAGAUGAUGAAUUUACAAUGUCUACUCCAAAAGUGGAACGAGAAUGUAAAACUGAAGACCCUGAAGCCAAAGACAAUAUUAGAUCUGAAGGCAUGCCUAAACCUAACUAUAUUUACGUCAAUACUACUGAAGAAGAUGCCAUGAUAGUUCAGCAUGUUUUAGCAUGUCGAAUGGGAAAGAGAGAAUUUAAGAUUGAACAAACAACAAGUGAAAUUAUGCCAAACAUUGAAAGUGAGGAAACUGAAGUAAAAACUGAGAAUAUAGCCACUAAUAAUGAAACACAGCCAUCUGUUUCUGGUGAAGAUAUUAAUGAAGACGUUAGUAAUGAAAACGAUAAAGAAAUUAAGGAAGAAAUUCCUUCUCCAGAGAAACCACUUGAAACUCCACUCGAAACUCCCAAAGUAGAAAAUUCUUCAGAAUUAGAAAAAGAUAAUUCAGAUUUAAAAAAUAAAAAACCGGUAAUGGUUGAUGUAGAAGAAUAUUUUGUGAAAUAUAGAAAUUUCUCAUAUUUACACUGUGAAUGGAAAACAGAAGAAGAGCUGUAUAAAGGUGAUAAAAGAAUAUUUUCCAAAAUUAAACGUUUUAAACAAAAGCAAGCCCAACAAAUGAAUAUUUUCGAAUUGUUAGAUGAUGAACCCUUCAAUCCUGACUACGUUGAAGUCGAAAGAAUUCUAGAUAUGUCCGAAAAUCAAGACCCUGCAAAUGAUACUGUAGUCAAACAUUAUUUAGUUAAAUGGAAAAGUUUGCAGUAUGAAGAUAGUACUUGGGAAUUGGAAGAGGAUAUUGAUGUAGACAAAAUAAGACAGUAUAAGACAUUCAGUGAAAUUCCACCUAAAGAAAAAUGGAAGUUUAAGAAGAGGCCUUCUGCAGAUCAAUGGGUCCAGCUGAAGGAGUCACCCAUGUAUAAGGGAGGCAACACACUAAGACCAUACCAACUCGAAGGACUGAAUUGGUUACUUUUUUCGUGGCAUAACAAUAGAAACUGCAUUCUAGCAGAUGAAAUGGGUUUAGGAAAAACUAUACAAAGCUUAACAUUUGUUAAUUCCGUAUGGGAAUAUGGCAUAAGGGGGCCUUUCCUAAUUAUUGCCCCUUUAUCAACUAUACCUAAUUGGCAAAGAGAAUUCGAAGGGUGGACAGAAAUGAAUGUUGUUGUUUACCAUGGUUCACAGCAAAGCAAGAGCAUGUUACAGGAGUAUGAAUUUCAUUAUAAGAAUGACCAGGGUGAACCUAUAAAAGAAAUUACCAAAUUCAAUGUCCUUAUAACAACAUUCGAAAUAAUUGUCACCGAUUUCCAAGAAUUAAAAUCGUUUAACUGGCGUAUAUGUGUAAUAGAUGAAGCACAUAGAUUAAAAAACAGAAAUUGCAAAUUGUUGGAGGGAUUAAGGCAGCUGCAUUUGGAACAUAGGGUGUUAUUAUCUGGUACACCUCUACAAAACAACGUAAAUGAACUUUUUUCCUUACUUAACUUCCUAGAACCCUCACAAUUUUCAAGUAGUGAUGCAUUCUUGAAUGAAUUUGGUCAACUUAAAACGGAAUCUGAGGUACUCAAAUUACAGGCUCUUUUAAAACCUAUGAUGUUAAGAAGGUUGAAAGAAGAUGUUGAAAAAACGCUUGCUCCAAAGGAAGAAACAAUUAUUGAAGUAGAGUUGACAAAUAUUCAGAAAAAGUAUUAUAGAGCUAUACUUGAGAGAAAUUUCAGUUUCUUACAGAAAGGCAUUGCUAGCGCAGCAAAUAUUCCCAAUUUGAUGAAUACUAUGAUGGAAUUGAGAAAAUGUUGCAUACAUCCAUACCUGCUUAAUGGUGCUGAAGACCAGAUUCAAUUUGACUACAAACAAGCUAAUGGAGAGGAUAAAGAAGCUUAUUAUAAAGCUCUUAUUGAUUCAUCUGGUAAAAUGGUACUUGUUGAUAAAUUACUACCAAAGUUAAAAGCAGGUGGACAUCGAGUUUUAAUAUUUAGCCAAAUGGUUAGAUGUUUAGAUAUUUUAGAAGACUACCUUGUAUUUAGAAAAUACCCCUACGAAAGAAUUGAUGGUCGCAUAAGAGGCAAUUUAAGGCAAGAAGCUAUCGACAGAUUUUCCAAACCCGAUUCUGAUAGAUUUGUAUUUCUACUAUGCACUAAAGCAGGUGGGUUAGGCAUAAACUUGACAGCUGCUGACACGGUUAUAAUUUAUGAUAGUGAUUGGAACCCUCAAAAUGAUUUACAAGCUCAAGCUCGUUGUCAUCGCAUUGGUCAACAAAAAAUGGUGAAAAUAUACAGACUGAUUUGUCGCAAUACAUAUGAAAGGGAAAUGUUUGACAAAGCUUCAUUAAAACUAGGUUUAGACAAAGCCAUAUUACAAAGCAUGAAUACUACCCAAGGAAAAGAAACUGGAAUAAAGCAAUUGUCCAAAAAGGAAAUUGAAGACUUACUUAAAAAAGGAGCAUAUGGUGCUGUAAUGGAUGAAGAUAAUGCUGGCGACAAGUUUUGUGAAGAAGACAUUGAAAUGAUUCUAGCUCGUAGAACUCAAGUUAUCCAAAUGGAAUCUGAGAAAGGUUCAACAUUUUCAAAGGCUAGUUUUGCAGCUGCUGAUCAAAGAUCUGACAUUGACAUUAGAGAUCCUGACUUUUGGAAUAAAUGGGCCAAAAAGGCUGAAAUUGAUACAACAGAGAAAAAGGAAGAUGUUGACUUAAUAGUUACAGAACCCAGAAAACGCACAGUCAUUAAGAGGUAUGGCCAUGAUGACGGGCCUAUGGAAAUGUCUGACAUGGAAGUUACACCCGAUUCCGACGAAGAUGAAGAAGGCAUCAGUUUAAGAAGUAAAAGAAAGAAAGAUAAGCUUGGGAAAAAAGGGCGAAGAUAUGCAAGUGAUGAUUAUAUACCUCGUCAUGAAGGUGUUCCGGUGGAUGAAGAAGUUGUCUAUGGCUCAUGGACAAGAUCUGAAUGUUUUAAGAUAGAAAGGGGACUACUAACAUUUGGAUGGGCGCGAUGGGAAGAAAUAGUUGAAAAAAAUCAGUUUAGGAAAGGUUGGACAAUUCCAGUCAUAGAAGACUGUGCGCGAAUAAUUGUUUUAUAUUGUCUACGCCAUUAUAAAGGCGACGAGAAAAUUCGAAAUUUCAUUUGGGACCUCAUUGAACCUUGUGAAAACGGAGAAGUAACAAUAUCCAGAAACCAUAGUGGACUACAUAAUCCUGUACCUCGUGGCAGAAAUGCUAAAAAGAAAAAUAGGCCUAAAGAUUUGCCCAAAUCAAAUGAUUUACAAAAAUGGGAAGAUACUAGCCAUUGGAGUUCAACAGAAAAAUAUGAUUGUGACUUGUAUUUAGAAAAUAGUUACAAAAAACAUUUAUUUAGACAUGCCAAUAAGGUGUUGCUAAGGGUCCGUAUGAUGUAUUACAUCAAACACGAAGUUAUCGGAGAUUAUGCUACGCAAAUAGAAGGUGGAAUUCAUGCCAGCUCGCUAGGCAUGCGCGUACCACGUGGCGUGGACAGCACUCCCCCGCGUCUAUGGUGGGAUAGUGAAUGUGAUGUGUCCCUCUUAGUUGGAACAUAUGUUCAUGGUUACGAAAAUUAUUUAGCUAUGCGGUCAGAUCCCCAACUAUGCUUCGUAGAUAAGUUGGGGCCACCCGAUGACGCUGAAUGCACUGAUAUAAAGAGUGAAGAAAGAAAAGUGCGAGGCAGUGUUGUCGGCGACGAAGAUUGUACAGACGAUGUAUCUAGCGGAGCUGGAGCCACAUCUCCAGCAGCUUCUCCUCGACCUGAUGACGACAGUACACAAAGUAGUAGCGGUGGACAUUUGUGGCCCUCUAUGCAAGACCUAAACACCAGACUCCGUAGGCUUAUAACUGCUUACCAACGAAACUACAAACGUGAAGAACUUAAAAUGCAACAAAGAGCUAAGAUGGAGCGACGAGAGCGGAUGGAUCAGUUGGCCAGAGAUGAGGUGUCACAGUGGCGUUGGACCCGGGCUGAUGAAGAAGCUUUCCGGCGAACUGUGGCGUCCUAUGGAGUAGAGUUUGACCCAACCACUAAAAGUCUUCGAUGGGGUCGAUUUAGAACACUUGCCAGAUUAGACACUAAAAGUGACGAUGCUUUAACUGACUACCUUAAAGCAUUUAUGGCUAUGUGCAAACGGCAGUGUGGAUUGUCCGUUGGAGAAGCAGAAUUACCCACAAGGGCAGAUUUAAAAGCAGAACCUAUAGGUGAAGAACGAGCCAUAGCUACUCUCGAAAGAAUUGAUCUUUUGCGAGUAUUGCGUGAGGAGGUUGCUCCCCAUCCGGCGCUGGAUACUCGAUUGGCCUUGUGCGAGCGGUCACCAGAAACACCGCCCUGGUGGCAGCCUGCUCGUCACGACAAGUUGUUAGUUUUAGGUGUAUGCAAGCAUGGUUUGGGGGAUACUUACAGUAAACUAUUUUGUGAUCCUAAAAUGCCAUUUGCCGAUUGCGCUGGCAAAUGGUACUCGAGUCAUAAAAGUAGUACACGCAGUGAAGCGCAAAAAAUAUCAUCAGAUGAAGAAGACACUACGGUAUCUGAAGAGACUGCAGGUGAAACUCGCAUGUCACUGAGACGCAGCAAAAGAACAUCUAAUGCUUGCGACCGGGUCGUCGACGAUGACACCGAUGCUCUCUCCGAGUUAGAGACGCUCGCAAAGCUCGGCCGAAUCGAAGAAACACUUCCACCGGAGCGUUGGUUUUCGGAGCGCGCUCUAGAGACGCGAUUGCAUCACAUCGCUCACGCCGUUCAGAACCGCGAGUGGCCCGCCGCCGCCAAGCCCGAGCCCCGCGCCGCGCCCGACGCGCACGACGAGCGCAAGCAGGGGCCCAAGCGGCACAUCGCCAUCGACGUGGAGACCGACCGCGCCAAGCUGCACGCGCUGCUGUCGUCGCCCGUGGCCGCGCACUCGGGCGGCGCGGCGGGCGCGGCGCCGGGCGAGGCGGGCGCGCCGCCGCCCGCGCACCAGCGCCUGCCGCCCGCGCCCGCGCCGCCGCUGGCCGCCGUGGACCUGUCGGCGCCGCUCGACCUCAGCGACGUGCACGACUUCUCCGUGGGCCGCCGCACGCCGCUACCCGACGCGUCCGUCGCCCCGCAAUCCCGCAGCCGACUCGAUGACACACUUUCGAGGCUUAUGAAAAGAAAGAAUGUGCCUGCGCCAGAGCAGAUAGUAGGAAAAGAAAAGAAAAGAAAAAAGUUGGAUGAAAUAGUAUUAGGACUAUCGGCGGCUAAAUGCAAGAGCCCAUCUGCACCUGCAUCGGACAGCCCUCGUGGCCGCGGCGCCAGCGUGCUGCCUGACGUGACAGUUACACCAGCGGCGCCUCCUUCUUCUUCGGCUAGCUCUUCGAACCAGAAACCAUUUUCGGUGACGGUGACCAAUGUUCCUUCACCUCAGGCUACUUCUAAGGAGUUAUCUUCGUUUUUGCAACAAUCUCUUGAACAAACGAAAAUGCCUAAAACUUCGGGUGUGACGCCAAUGAAAUCUUAUUCGCAUGAAGCGAAGGUAAACAAGUGGCUAGCUGAACAGGCUACAGUAGAUACUCGACGUCGAGGUGUGGCACCACGAUUAGCCCCUGAAGAACACGUGCCAGUUGUGCAUCGAGUCACUGGCAAGCGAAUAGUUGGACCAAAAGCUCCACAACUAAAACAUUUAGCACAAUGGAUUGCUGAAAAUCCAAUGUAUGAUAUAGACUCUAAGUGGACAGAAGGUAUCAAGGAGCACAUAAAGUUACCUCAAGAUGUCCGUAGUCAGAGACAUUCACCAAUGCAAACUACUAGUUCUAGUAUGAAUGAACGCAAGAAAGGGCGACCUCCUACGCUUGAUUCUCCAUCGGCAAAUGUUAUGUCUUCAAAUUCGCAUAUGAAUCAAAGUUUAGCUGGCUUGAAUCCUGCAAUUUUGGCAAGUCUGUCGAGUCUCAGCGCAUUUGAUCCUAAAACAUUAGCUGCAACCUUGUCUAACUUGACUGGGUUUGACCCUAAAUUACUAAACACCUUUGACCCGAAGCUACUUUCAAGCUUGAGUAGUUUUGAUCCUAAAAAUAACCCAUUAUUAAAUUCAUUUAAUAGUAUGCCAAAUUUGUUAGGAAAUAUUGCUGGUGGUAACAUAUUCGCCAAUUUAGCUGGAUUGGGGCUCCCUGGUUUCUCUUCUUUAGAUAUGAAUAAUCUUGGGGCACCUAAUGUUCCAAGUGAUAGUAAAUCUAAGUCUCGAAAACCUGCAGAGAGUGGAAAUCCUUCAAAUUCAAAAUCUGCAAACUCGCAAUUUCCAUUUGUAUUUCCCAAUCCAAAUAUGUUAUAUCCUCAAUUAGGAUUAAGUGGUCUAAAUCCAUUUGGUAUGCAUUCGGGGAUGUCAUCAGCUUAUGAUGCUUUAGGUUUGUUGAGUAAUAACAUAGUAGCUAGUUCGGGUGCCUCUACUAUGCAGGGUUCAAGCCAUAACACUGCACGUAGCACGGCGAAAACUACUACACCUCGUUCAUCAACUAUAGUUACAAAUUCAUCUACAUCUCGGCAACAAAAAGUAUCAGAUCGGCAACAAUCAAGUCAAUUACCACAAAUUCAUUUACCUCCAGAUCCUUAUCUAUUAGAAUCUCUUUCAAAGCAAUCAUUAAAUUAUGAAUCAAUUUUAAGACCAGACAAGCGAUCUCGGGACAUUGAUAGCCAUGAAGCCACUGCAACUGAUUUAUCUAAGACUGAUAAAAAGAAAUUGCCGUUUGAUGCAUUGAGGUCCCAAGUUCCACCUGAAUUUGCUGCAGUUCAGGAAAAGCUAUUAAAAGGUGAUAAAAAGGAUAUUGACAUAAGUAAAAUGCUGUUAGAGCAAAUGGCUUCUGGAGCUUUAAGUGCCAGCCUUGUGAGUUCAGCGGAAUCCAAAAAAGUUAAGGAUGAUAAAGAUGUUUCUGAAAAACUAUCGAAGUCUUCUGACUACAUAUCUAGGACAAUCACUUCUGAAGAGGGACCUUCUGGAAUUUCAUUAUCUCAUAAAAGAACUCAUGAUGAAAUUACCAAUGAGCCGGAAAAUUUGGCCCUAACAGCAACAGAAUUGAAUUCUGCUAAAAAAGUAAAAGAGAAUCCUGCUUCCGAAAAAAAAGUAAUUGAUAAGCCUCCUGACCACUCGACACAUACUGGGGAAAUGGACCUUGAAGAUCUAAUUGCGCCUUCAACAGUAAUUAAAACUGGAAUGAAAGCCGACUUUGAUGCUUCUGUUUCUAAAUUAACCCCAACGGAAAUGACCACAUCCUCCACUGGUUUUGACAGAGACGAAAAAUCACAAAACAAGCAAAUAAGUUCCUAUCAUGAUGAUCCCAAUCUUCAAGGUAGUGAGGUUAACUCCUUAAAUGAUGAUUGCACAGAUAAAUUUGAUAAUGAAAUUAAAGACGGUGGUGCCAAUGAAGAUGGUUCAAAUGGUGGAGAUAUGUCUGCCAAUGAUGUAGGACGUAGAUGUAACAGAAAAAAAAGUCGCAAGUCAUCUGAGGAGCUGCCAUCUUCAUGCCCGCGACGUGAGCUAAGGUCGAGCUCUGGACGACAAUCGACAGAAACAAUGAAUACAAAUCAUUAAAUCAUCCAUAUAUUUAAAUAAAACGAAAAAUAUCCACUGUUACUACUAUUUUAUUCCAAAACAGUGGUCUAGUUUCUUUCUUGAAGAAAUUACGGAUGUUAAGUGAUUAUUAUUAUGAAAACUUCAGUUAACUAAUAAAAUAGAGUAAUCUAUUUUAUUUUUUUCUGAUUUAAGGCUUUUCUAGAGUAAGAAUUAGCUUAGUUAUAAGAAUAAUAUUCUUAUUUUAAACUUGUAUAAUAAUAACAGAAGACUGGAUACUCCACAUACACAGGUCCACAGUUGUACUCAAAGUUCUUCAUCAGUACUUUAUUGUAAUAGUUACUAGAAAUACAACAUAUUAAUCAAUUAGAACAAACUUAAAUAGCGUUAUUUACAAUCAGAAUUAUUAACGACGUAUAGAAUGUGGCUUAGAAUUUCAUUACGUAGUUUAUACGAUAAACUAUUGACACUUUAGAGAUCUCUUACAAAUUAUGUAGUUCAGUUUCUUUUUGACUACUGUUUGUAUUAAAAGUAAGUUAGAAUUUUCGAGUAAAUAAAUAAUCAUUGAGGACGAGUGAAAAGCUAAAAUUAUUCCUGGUUUUAUUAUUAUUUCUCAUUUUUAAUUUAGUUAUUAAUGUAAGAUUUAAGUCAAACACUGAAUGUGAUAAAAUAUUUAUUACAUGUAUUCUUAUUGUUUACACUGCUCUAUUAAUGAAUGUAUUAUAUUAUAAUUAUGUGACAAAUCAUAAAAUAAACAUAGAACUGAUA
Messenger RNA from Trichoplusia ni (cabbage looper), 12403 nucleotides. It is a transcript of the gene kis, whose product is annotated as chromodomain-helicase-DNA-binding protein 7. The record is from RefSeq and is a predicted model, not a curated record. Bases 374 to 11656 code for a protein of 3760 amino acids. The transcript is spliced from 16 exons. NCBI's taxonomy places the organism in Eukaryota, Metazoa, Arthropoda, Insecta, Lepidoptera, Noctuidae. Gene Ontology annotation, molecular function: ATP binding; protein binding; ATP-dependent chromatin remodeler activity.